Molecule: messenger RNA, 1151 nt
Organism: Thrips palmi
Lineage: Eukaryota; Metazoa; Arthropoda; Insecta; Thysanoptera; Thripidae
Product: aldo-keto reductase family 1 member A1-like
Exons: 6
Coding region: 69-1049 (326 amino acids)
Cellular component (GO): cytosol
Molecular function (GO): aldose reductase (NADPH) activity
Source: RefSeq, a predicted model, not a curated record
GCGGGGCUCUGCUCAGUUCGCAGGGAAGCGUCAACGAGACUACCGCAAGCAGCAAGCACACUGACAGGAUGGUCGCCCGCACCACGUACGUCACGCUGCACACCGGGGCACGCAUGCCCCUCGUCGGCUACGGCACGUGGCAGUCCAAGGAGGGCGAGAUGGAGGGCCCGCUGAACGAGGCCCUGCGCGCGGGCUACCGCCACAUCGACACGGCGGCCGCCUACGGCAACGAGGACGUCAUCGGCAAGGUGCUGCAGGAGGAGUGGUUCGGCCCGGGCAAGCUGAAGCGCGAGGACCUCUUCGUCGUCACCAAGCUGUUCGUCGGCGGCCUGCACCCGGGCGGCCCCGCCCAGUGGAUCAAGGCCUCGCUGGAGAAGCUGCGCCUCGACUACGUCGACAUGUUCCUCAUCCACACCGUCUUCAACUUCACCUCGUUCACGCCGCAGAACAGACAGGUCGCCGACUACGUGGACCACGUGGCCAUGUGGAAGGAAAUGGAGGCGCUGGUGGACCAGGGCCUGACCAAGGCGAUCGGCCUGUCCAACUUCAACCAGAGGCAGAUACAGAACAUCCUGGACCACUGCCGCAUCAAGCCAGCCAACCUGCAGGUGGAGUUGCACGCGCACAUGCAGCAGAGGCCGCUGGUCGACUUUUGCAAGAAGAACGGCAUCGUCGUCUCGGCGUACUCCCCCGUCGGCAGCCCCGGGGCCGCCCAGUUCAUCGAGAGACUCAGCGGCGGCAAAACGAUUAUCGAAGUCCCCAGCCUCGUCAACCACCCCGUGAUCGUGGACCUGGCCAAGAAGUACAACAAGCAGACGAACCAGAUCCUGCUGAAGCACAUCGUGCAGCGCGGCGUAGUGGCGCUGCCCAAGAGCCUCAACUCGAGCCGCAUCGCGGCCAGCAUCGACCUGUUCGACUGGGACAUGAGCCCCGAGGACAUCGCCAAGAUCGACGCCCUGGACAAGGGCAAGGACGGGCGCAUCUACAACUACAGCCACCUGGGCGUCUCACCGACACACGCCCAGUUCCCGUACCACGAGUACCCGUGAUCAGCCCACCUCACCUCACCAGCCCAACGUCUUUCACCUUUAAUUUAUCACCCACCGCGUUCUUCUGCAACCCUUUUUUUACAAUAAAACAAAUACAACAGA